This is a messenger RNA of Callithrix jacchus (white-tufted-ear marmoset), 978 nucleotides long. It is a transcript of the gene RLN2, whose product is annotated as relaxin 2. The record is from RefSeq and is a predicted model, not a curated record. NCBI's taxonomy places the organism in Eukaryota, Metazoa, Chordata, Mammalia, Primates, Cebidae. Gene Ontology annotation, cellular component: extracellular region. Gene Ontology annotation, molecular function: hormone activity.
UAAAAGACUGGUUAAGCCAGGUAGGGAAAGCAGCCAAAAGCCGGGGACAGGCACACAGGUCCAGGUCUGUAGGCCACAGCAGCUGCAGACCCGAGAGGCAGCAACGCCCAGACCUCCAGGAGCGUUCAGGGCCAGGAUGUCUCGCCUGUUCUUGUUCCACCUGCUAGGAGUCUGUUUACUCCUGAACCAAAUUUUCAGAGCAGUCGCGACAAACGGGAAGGACGACGUUAUUAAAGUAUGCGGCCGAGAGUUAGUUCGCGCGCAGAUCGACGCUUGCGGCAUGAGCACCGUGGACAAAAGUACUCUGAGCCGGGAAGAUGCUUCUCCGCAACCCGAACUAGUGACAGAAAUUGUGCCAUCCUUCAACAGCAAAGAUACAGAAACCAUAAAUAUGAUGUCGGAAUUAAUUGCUAAUUUGCCACAGGAGCUGAAGGCAGCCCCAUCUGGGAGGCAGUCAUUGUUACCAGAGCUACAACAGCAUGUACCCAUACUAAAGGAUUCAGAUCUUAGCUCUGAAGAAUUUAAGGAAAUUAUUCGCAAUAGACAAAGUGAAGCCGCAGACAGCAGUCCUUCAGAACUAAAAUACUUAGGCUUGCAUGCUCAUUCUCGAAGAAAGAGACAAUUCUCCCUGGCACUGUAUAACCAGUGUUGCCUAAUUGGUUGUACCAAAAGAGCUCUUGCUGAAUUUUGCUGAGAUGAAGCUAAUUGUGCACAUCUCAUCUAAUAGUCGCACAUAUUCCUGAUGACAUUUUCACUGAUGCUUCUGUCAGGUCCCAUUAAUUAUUAAAAUUUAAGAAAUCUUUAUUAAUGUUUAGAUUUUUCAUUUGAUGUGUAAGAAAAGACUUCAUAUGAUUGUACUUUCUAUAAAUGACACUUUUUGUGCUGAAGUCUUUUUGUCUUUUUAUUAACAGAAUAAUCAUGUUGUGUUAUUCUUUUAAUGCUACUAACUUAAAAUUACAAUAAAACCUUUACCAGUUU